This is a messenger RNA of Lepidothrix coronata (blue-crowned manakin), 1650 nucleotides long. RefSeq names its product coenzyme Q5, methyltransferase (gene COQ5). Bases 25 to 1134 code for a protein of 369 amino acids. Gene Ontology annotation, molecular function: methyltransferase activity. Lineage: Eukaryota; Metazoa; Chordata; Aves; Passeriformes; Pipridae. Gene Ontology annotation, biological process: ubiquinone biosynthetic process. The record is from RefSeq and is a predicted model, not a curated record. The transcript is spliced from 8 exons.
GCGCGGCGCUUCCCGGAUCCCGGAAUGCCGGGAUGCCGCGGUGCCGGUCCCGCCCCGGGGGCGGCGGAAGAUGGCGGCGGUGCGGCUGUGCCGGUGCCGCUGCCGGGCUCUGCUCUCCCGUGUCCCCGGGGCCCCGCGGGCGCUCCGCGGUCUGGCCGCGGGGCCGGAGGUGCACUUCGGCUUCCAGAGCGUCACGGAGGAGGACAGGAGGGAGAAGAGUUGUUUUUUUCACCUCCGCGUGGUGACAGACCUCAACGAGGCAAUACAACACAGAGGUUACUUCGACAUGAGCGUUUUGAAGUAAAUUGUGUCUCAUUCUCAUGUCCUUACUUUUUUUGCAGUUUACCAGUUUACCAGGUAUUUGAAAGCGUGGCCAAGAAAUAUGAUGUGAUGAAUGAUUCCAUGACUCUAGGAAUUCAUCGUGUGUGGAAGGAUAUCCUGGUACAUAAAAUGAACCCUUCCCCAGGAACACUUCUUCUUGAUGUCGCUGGAGGAACAGGUGACAUUGCCUUUCGAUUCAUUAAUUAUGUUCGCGCUGUACGAGAACGGCAGCUCCAGAGGAAGCUCAAGCACCAUCAGAAUUUGUCAUGGCAGGAAAUUUUUGAGAAUUACCAGGAAGACAAAUCUGACUCUCUAGGGGAUUCCCAGGUGGUGGUCUGUGACAUUAACAGAGAAAUGUUAAAAGUUGGGAAGCAGAAAGCACAGCACCUUGGCUACUCUAAAGGCUUGUCCUGGGUACUUGGGAAUGCUGAAGAGUUGCCCUUUGAUGAUGAUAUGUUUGAUGUUUACACAAUUGCCUUUGGAAUCCGAAAUGUGACUCGUAUUGAUUUGGCUCUUGAAGAGGCCUAUCGUGUGCUGAAACCAGGAGGAAGAUUUCUCUGCCUUGAAUUUAGUCAUGUCAGCAACCCUCUUCUUUCCAGGCUCUAUGAUCUCUACAGUUUCCAGGUUAUCCCUGUUCUGGGUGAGGUCAUUGCUGGUGACUGGAAGUCUUACCAGUAUCUGGUGGAGAGCAUCCGGCGGUUCCCUCCUCAGGAGGAGCUGAAGGCAAUGAUAGAAGACGCAGGUUUUUUCAAAGUGGAUUAUGAGAAUUUAAACUUUGGCAUUGUUGCCAUUCACUCAGGUUUCAAACUGUGAGUCUACUAUGUAGCAAAACACAGGAGGUGUAAUUUUCAUGAAGAAUGUGAAAGCUGUGGAAUUUUAACAGUAUGAGGAUUGAAGAAGAGUGUUAAGAACUUGUGCAGCAGAUACUUGCUCAGGAGCCAGACCCAGAACACCAGCUACCUUUUUUCCUUCAAGAAAAAUGUGGAAGGAGCGAUUCCUGUGGCAUUUCUUACACUUGCAUUUCCCUUCAAGUGCAAUGUAAAGGACACGGCCAAAACUGAGCAGUGCCAACAAGUGAAGCAACAUCAGUUGCCAGUGGGAUUUGGACACAGAAAUAGGCUGACUAGUCUUCCAAUAAGAUGCCUUUUGUACUAAGCUUCAAGGAGGAUAUACCCAUGAGAACUUGGAUUUAUGAAGUAACUAUGGAUUUUUAUGAAGCUGUUAUUAUCUCUGUCAUGUGGAGUUUAAGGAUGUUUUCCCAUGACUCCUUUACUUCUUUCAAAGGCAAAUGAAAGGCUUGUGAAAUAAAAGGGCUCUGCAUCAACUCUU